AUGUCAGAACUCAUCCUCACUGACGAGCAAAUUGCUCAUUUCGACAACGAGGGCUUCCUCAUUCUUCGAGCCACUGAGCACGGUCUGAUCGACACUGCCGUGCUCAAGACAUGGACAGACGAAAUCCGAAACCUCCCUCGCGAGCACGGUAAACCUCGACCACGGCGAACGCCAACUGAUGCGAACAGAACAGAAAACUUCGUCGCCUACCACCCAGGCUUCUCCUCCCUCCUCAACGGCCAACCCAUCAGAAACAUCCUCAAACAGCUCACGCGCGACGACAUGCUCCUCUUCAAAGAUAAAAUCAACUACAAGCUCGCAGGCGGCAACGCUUUCGACGCCCCCGCUUACGACCACAUCGGAGAAAUCCAACACACCACCGCCAACCUCGCCGUCGACCCAGCGACUGUCGAGAACGGCUGUGUAGAAGUCGUCCCGAAAUCUCAUCGAAUGAACGUCGACCUCGUCGAAGGCGGACGCAUCGAUCCCGAUUGGGAGGCUCGCCAGCUGUGGAUACCCGUGGAAUUAGGAAGUGGUGAUUUACUCAUUUUCGGGUCGCAUCUUGCGCAUCGGAGUCGGAAAAAUCUCACGGAUCGGUCGAGGGCGAGUGUUUAUGCUACUUAUCAUAAUUUUAGCGAUGGGACGGAUUUGAAAGAGAGGUAUUAUGCGGAUCGGAGGGAGAAUUUUCCCGCCUGAUCAUGGUGAGUCGGUAUUGUUGUUCCAUGAUGUGGAAAACGAGGAAGACGUUUUUGCUGAUUUUUGAGAUUUCGACUUGCAGAGCGUGUUCCGGGGAAGGAUUAUGGGGCUGGGGUUAAGAGGUAUGCUUUUGCGGCGCCUUUUACGAAGAUUGAGGAGCAGCCGGUUGCGUAGCGUGGUAUCCUUUUGGUGUCUAGGACCCUAACAAUCAUGGGUGGAAGGAUCAGGAUUCGUUCACAUGAUGUGCACCCCAAGAGACAGCGGUGACCUAAUACUGGCAUCUUCCUAGUCGUACCCGUCCGCUCGGAGUCACGUACCGCCUGCCUUUGUACACUCGACUCUCCGCUUCCUUCCCUCCCCAAACUGCUGCAAGCUGACUGGGGUUCAGUUAUGAAGCUUACCGUAUAGUAUGGGAAUACGAUACCUAUAGGCG
Pseudocercospora fijiensis CIRAD86 is the source of this 1129-nucleotide messenger RNA. RefSeq lists its product as uncharacterized. The transcript has 2 exons. The coding region runs from base 1 to 696 and encodes 231 amino acids. Lineage: Eukaryota; Fungi; Ascomycota; Dothideomycetes; Mycosphaerellales; Mycosphaerellaceae. The record is from RefSeq and is a predicted model, not a curated record.